AUGGGCCAAACAGAGCUCGCUAACAAACUGGAGAAAGAUAUUACCGGUGAGCUUGAUGUCUGCCAGCGCAAACUCCGACACAAACUGAAAAAGUUUGAGUACAUUUAUGAGGGAAUUGCGCAGCACGGGACUCAGACACUUCUCAACAAGGUGUACACUGAGCUCUACAUAACAGAGGGAGUCAGUGGGACGGUUAAUAACGAACACGAGGUGAGGCAGAUCGAGGCGGCAACCAGGAGACGAGCAACAGAAGACAAGCCAAUCAAAUGUGAAGACAUCUUCAAGCCCAUGGUCGGACAAGACCGAUUGAUCAGGACCGUGCUGACCAAAGGGAUCGCUGGCAUUGGAAAAACGAUCUCUGUGCAGAAGUUUAAUCUGGAAUGGGCAGAGGGAAAAGUUAACCAGGACAUCCAACUCCUUGUUAAUCUUCCCUUUCGGGAGCUCAAUCUGAUGAAGGAGCGAAGCUCCACACUGACACAGCUUCUUCAUCACUUUCUCCCAGAGGCGCAGGAAUCAGGACUGUCAGAUUUUGGCAAGUACAAGCUUGUGCUGAUAUUUGACGGGUUGGAUGAGUGCCGGCUUCCCCUGGACUUUGUCCACAACGAGCCAUGCCGCAGCGCCUCAGAGCCGGCUUCAGUCGAUGCUCUGUUAACGAAUCUCUUCCAGGGCAACCUGCUGCCCUCUGCACACAUCUGGAUUACCUCCAGACCUGCAGCUGCACAUCGCAUUCCUGUUGGUCUGGUUGACCGUGUGACAGAGAUACGAGGGUUCAACAACCCCCAGAAGGAAGAGUACUUCAGGAAGAAGAUCUCUGAUCAAGACAUGGCCAUGGAAGUCAUCAAACAUGUUAAGUCAGCCAGGAGCCUCCAUAUCAUGUGUCACAUACCCGUGUUUAGCUGGAUAUCUGCCACCGUUCUGCAGAAGAUCUUAGAAGAAAUGGAAGGUAGGAAAAUGCCGAAAACUCUGACUGAAAUGUACACAAACUUCCUCCUAUACAACUCCUUGGUCAAAACACAGAAGUAUUCUGCAGGAGAGGUGCCGUCUGAAACAGAGUCCCAGGUGAAAAUAGACGAAGAGACGAUCUUGAAGCUUGGAAAACUGGCCUUCGAGCAACUGGUGAAAGGCAACAUGAUCUUCUAUGAGAACGAACUGAAUGAAUGCAACAUCAACAUCACUGACGCUGCAGUAUAUUCAGGAGUUUUCACACAGAUCUUGAAAAAAGAUUGUGGAUUUCACUUGGAGAGUGUCUACUCCUUUGUGCAUCUCAGCAUUCAGGAGUUUCUUGCAGCGAUGUACAUUUUUCACACGUUCGUCUGCUUCAAUCAGAACUUGCUGGAACCACAAGAGGCCACCGCUGUCCGGGAGGCUCCCAGCGACGCCACCGACCUUCUCAAGAGCGCGGUGGAUAAAGCUCUGGAAAGUGACAAUGGACACCUGGAUCUGUUCCUGCGUUUCCUUCUGGGGCUCACACAGACAUCAAACCAGAUGUUGCUGAGGAGAGUUCUGCCCACGAUGAGGAGCAGCUCACCGAGAAACGAGGAGAUUGCCGAGUACAUCAAGGAGAAAAUAAAGCAAAAUCUCUCCCCAGAAAAAUCCAUCAACCUCUUCCACUGCCUCAGCGAGCUGAAUGAUCGGUCUCUUUUGGAGGAAAUCCAGAACUACCUGAGCUCAGGUCGCCUGUCAGAGACGCAGCUGUCUCCCUCACAGUGGUCCGCACUCGUCUUCGUGUUGCUCACCUCAAAGGAAGAGUUGGAGGAGUUUGACUUGAGGAAAUAUUCAAGAUCAGAAGAAGGUCUUCUGAGACUGUUACCAGUGAUCAAAGAAUCCAGAGUAGCCCUGCUGAAAGAAUGCAGCCUCACACAGAAAUGCUGUAAAGCACUUGGAGAAGUUGUAAGCAAUUCAUGUGUGAAAGAGUUGGACCUGAGUGAUAACGACCUGCAGGAUUCGGGAGUAGAACUUCUGUCUGCUGGACUGGCGAAUCCAACAUGUCAGCUGGAAAAACUGAGGCUGCCGUUCUGUGGCAUCACAGAGAUUGGCUGUAACUCUCUGGCUUCAGCUCUGAGGAAAAACCCAACCCACCUGAAGGAACUGGAUCUGAGUCACAACCACCCAGGACAACCCGGGACGGAGCUGCUGUCCCGUUUACAAGAGGACACUGAACGCCUCACUGUCAGUUUGAACAACAAUGCAGAAUGCUACUUGAAAUCUGCUCUGAAGAAGUAUGCAUGUGAGCUCACUUUGGAUCCGAAUACUGCACAUUCACACCUGUCUUUUUCUGAAGACCACAAGAAAAUGACGCGAAUGGAAACAGCUCAGUCGUAUCCUGACAACCCAGAGAGAUUUACAGACUGGGGACAAGUUCUUUGCAAAGAGGGUCUGAAUGCUCGGAGCUACUGGGAAGUAGAGUGGACUGGGGAAAAGACGGGUAUAGGGGUAGCUUAUAAAAGAAUAGUGAGGGAAGCAAAAGAUAGCGAUUGUGUUCUCGGCAAAAAUAAUGUGUCCUGGAGUCUGCGCUACUGUCACGGCAAAUACAUGGCCUGGCACAAUGAUGAUGAUGCAUGGCUAUCUGUUCCCUACUUCAACUCCAAAAGGGUGGGAGUGUUCUUAGACUGGUCAGCUGGCACUCUGUCCUUCUACACUGUUUCAGCAAACACCAUGACGCAUAUGCACACGUUCCACACUGAGUUCUCUGAGCCUGUAUAUCCAGGCUUCAGGCUGGGCUUUGCAGAUACGUCAUUAACUCUGUGCAGGCCAGAACACACUUAAAUACUGAAACCAUUCAGUUACCCCUCCUUUACCAAGCACUAAAACCAUAAACCUUAAACCUGCAUUCUUGCAAAUGGCCAGCAGGGGGCGACUCCACUGGCUGCAAAAAGAAGACAGAUUGUGUAGAUGUCAGUAGGAAAAUGAGCCUCACUUAACUUAUUACUUCAGCAAACAGUUUUUUAAUGAGUUCAUGUUCUCAAUUGACCGUUGUCACAACUCUCGACAACCCUCGGCAGUCCUCAUCCAAUUCUACCUUAGCAACAGUUACUAAGGGAAGAAGGUCCGUCAAGCUUUGAGCUCUGAGCAACAAGGUGAACCGGUCUGACCCUCAGAGUUAGGAGUAAUUUUUUCUCCAUUUCCAAAACCCAAAAAGCAAGAGGAGCGUUGCUCACUGUGGAUUAAACCUUGUGGGAGAGCCCACGACCAACUUAAUAUCUCCAAGUUAAGCUGCUAGUAGCUAGCUAACAUGAGUUAACUAACGAUUGUCUAG
This is a messenger RNA of Centropristis striata (black sea bass), 3256 nucleotides long. RefSeq names its product NLR family CARD domain-containing protein 3-like. The transcript is spliced from 6 exons. The record is from RefSeq and is a predicted model, not a curated record. Gene Ontology annotation, molecular function: protein binding. Lineage: Eukaryota; Metazoa; Chordata; Actinopteri; Perciformes; Serranidae. Bases 1 to 2766 code for a protein of 921 amino acids.